CUUUGUGCUCCUAGGUGGCCCUGCCAGGGAUGGUGGGUGUGACUGCAGAGGCUGCCAAGGCCUCUAGUUACCUCUCAGGGCCCAGUUCUUAAGGGCUCCUCAUUUUGGCUUAUCACAUGAGAUGCUGUGCUUGAAAGCAAUCAAGUCCUUCUUGGAAAGGCCUCCGCCUGAUGAAAGGUGGAGAAGAUGGCCCUCCCACUUGCUGUUCUCAGCAGUUGGAAGCCAAGUGAGCACAAAGGGCCCAGAGCUGCCGCCAGUGGGGCUGCAUUUGGCGUCGUCUGGGGAGCGGCGUCUCGGUGUGCAAGUGAGCGCCCUGCUCACUGCUUUUGUCUUUCAGGGAGCAUCGUGAGUCUGGGCCAGCCAGUGAGCAAAUACACGGCAUUUGAAGAACUUGGGCGAGGGGGUUUUGGCGCUGUUUAUAAGGCCCUUGACACCAGCACAGGACAACAGGUGGCCAUCAAGAUCAUGUCACUCCAAGAGGAGAUGUCCGAGGAGCUGGCUGUCAAUGAAAUCCUGGUCCUGAGGGACAACAGGAAUCCCAAUAUUGUCACCUACUUGGACAGCUACCUGGUGGAUGCGGAGCUCUGGCUGGCCAUGGAGUUCAUGGACGGCGGCACGUUGUUUGAUGUGCUCAGGGCAGUGUACCUGGAGGAAGGACAGAUAGGCGCUGUCUGUCGGGAGUGCCUGCAAGGACUGCAUUUCCUUCACUGCCGCCAAGUCAUCCACAGAGACAUCAAGAGCGGCAACGUUCUCCUGGGCAUGGACGGAGCUGUCAAAUUGGCUGACUUUGGCCUCUGCGCUCAGCUCAGCCCUGAGCGCAGCAAGCGCAGCUCCAGCGUCGGCACUCCCAGCUGGAUGGCACCGGAGGUGGUGCGAGGAGAAGCCUACGGCCCCAAAGUGGACAUCUGGUCCCUGGGGAUCAUGGGGCUGGAAAUGGUGGAAGGGGAAGCUCCUUACCAGAGGGAAGCCCGUCUCAGGGUUUUUGAACUGAUAGAAAGGAACGGGCCCCCAAAACUGCAGAACCCCAGGCAGCACUCGGCUCUCCUGCGCGACUUCCUCCGCUGCUGCCUGCAGGCAGACCAGGACAGGCGCUGGAGUGCCCAGGAGCUCCUGCAGCACCCGUUUGUGACCUCAGGCGAGCCUGCCUCCAGCCUGGCUGCUCUGAUCACCUCAGCCAAGCAAGCGCAGGAUUGA
Messenger RNA from Passer domesticus (house sparrow), 1194 nucleotides. Its product is annotated as serine/threonine-protein kinase PAK 3-like. Bases 187 to 1194 code for a protein of 335 amino acids. The record is from RefSeq and is a predicted model, not a curated record. Gene Ontology annotation, cellular component: cytoplasm. Gene Ontology annotation, molecular function: ATP binding; protein serine/threonine kinase activity. Gene Ontology annotation, biological process: regulation of actin cytoskeleton organization; intracellular signal transduction; regulation of axonogenesis. Lineage: Eukaryota; Metazoa; Chordata; Aves; Passeriformes; Passeridae. The transcript is spliced from 8 exons.